Hemiscyllium ocellatum (epaulette shark) is the source of this 4266-nucleotide messenger RNA. It is a transcript of the gene lurap1, whose product is annotated as leucine rich adaptor protein 1. The coding region runs from base 378 to 1208 and encodes 276 amino acids. Gene Ontology annotation, biological process: positive regulation of canonical NF-kappaB signal transduction; positive regulation of cytokine production. The transcript has 3 exons. The record is from RefSeq and is a predicted model, not a curated record. NCBI's taxonomy places the organism in Eukaryota, Metazoa, Chordata, Chondrichthyes, Orectolobiformes, Hemiscylliidae.
UUCCCACCUCCUGGAGCUGCAGUUACUCAAGUGGAAAGGAAGACGGUUCAGUGGUGACGCUGGGAAUGGAACUGUGGGCAGAUUGACGGCGGUGCUCGGUCUUGGUCUCCUGCAAACAUUAAUCCCGGGGAAUAAACCGGAGUUGUUGCACUGCCAGGACAGCACGAGUGUUAUUCCGGGGGAGGUGGAAAUUGGUGAGAAGCGACCCCGGUGCCAGGAAUACAGAGCACCCGUUUCGUUCCGAGUCCCUGCGAGGAAAUGUAAAGCCUGCAGAGGGUGUCUGGCGGGGAACACCACUAAUCUGCUCGGGUGUUUAAACCGGACUGUGAAUCCCUUUGGAACAACACAUCCUAUUUAUAUAUUUAGCUGCUCUUGCCAUGGAAGAAAGUGCGAGCGAAUUACUGCCGGAUCUGAAGGAUUUGGAGAAUAAGGUGGGACGCAAGACGCCCGAGGGCUUGCUGCGGUGGUUGCGGGAGGACACGGCGCGGCUGGCCGGGGAGAAGGUGGACACGGCCGGGGCGAGCGGGGACCAGGCAGCGCUGUUCCCCGGGCAGAACAAGAGGCUGCCCCAGGGGCUGGCCGAGAAGAUCCGAGUCCUUCGACUGGAAAUGGCAUAUCUAAGAACGAUUGAUAUCAAGAUUAUGCACCAACUGAUGGCUGUCAAUGAAGGGAUUGAGGCAGUGAAGUGGAUUUUGGAAGAAAAAGGCACUCUUGCCAGCAGAUGCAGCAGUCUGACCAGCAGCAUGUACAGCCUUGUGGAAAGCCAGGAGACUUCAAGGAGAGGUAGCUGGAACAGCCUACAGGAUCCAAAUGAUAAAUUGGAUGGCAUCUCUAUUGGAAGUUUUUUGGAUACUUUGGCUGAUGAUAUGGAUGAAUAUUGUCAGACCUCCAGUGAUCCUUUGUCUUCUACACCCUCAAACCAUGGAGGCUCAUUCACUACAAUGGAGAAGGAAAUAUAUACCAAUGAGACGCAUUGUCAACAAACCAACUUGGCUAAUGGCUUUUCAGAAAAGGAAGCAAAAAAUGCUGCUGAUUGCAAUGUGGAAAGUAAAUUCUGUCAUGAUAAACCAUGUAAAGAUAUUGGGAAACUGAAGAUCCAAAAAAAUGGGAAAAUAGAUCAUGAUGGUUGCAAACGAAAUAAAAUGCAUAUUGAGUAUGAUGCCCAUUGGCACUGGGUACAGUCACAAGAUGAUGUAACGUUCCUGUGAGGGCUGAUACUGAUAAUGAUCAAUGCAGUAGUACUCAACUCCCCCACAAUCAAAUCCAUUACAAUCCAAAUCUGAAUUAAUAAUAUUAGCACUAGAUGAGUACAUGUGGGCUAUUUGGAGCUUUAAGAUUUUUUUUAAUCCUUGAUCAAAAAUUUUUAGCAGUAACCGAGCGUGCAAGUUUCAAAAGAUAUUUGGUCCUCAAAAAGGUUAUUCUGCUCUGUUUCAUUUCAGUGAUGCGUGACAGUAACAAGCCAUUUGCUUUGGCUGCUUUUUUUUAUUGCAGACUGAAACUGUCAGGUUCAUACAUAUGGGUGGUUAAUAUGGCAAAAUGUAGAAAAAACACAUUGGAGGUAUUAUAAUAAAAGCCAAAUGUUUCAAGUGUCAGAACAGAGCAGUAAUGGGAGAGACUUGACAGUUUUAAAGAUUUGGAGAAUGAGAUGGAUUUUAAUUGCUGAGAUUACAUUUAGAUGGGAAUCAUAAUUGGUACAAACAGUUUGUAACUCGGUUCUUUUGUUGUAGUAUAAAUGCAGCCUUAAUCAGGAGACCAACCUGACAUUGGAGCAGAGCACAAUUAGGUUGGAUCACAGUUCUGGAUUUACACCACAGGCAGAUAGCACUGAUAUGAAAUAGAAACUAUUUCACACUGUAAAUGCAUUCUAGAUAAAGCAAGCUGUUGCUGUUAUAAAAAUAGAACUCUAAAAUAUAUUUUGGUUAUGACAAGUAAUGGGGAAAAUAAAAGUCUGUAUUCUGGCUCUGAGUAGCUAAAUAUGUUUUGAGCUACAGGUUGAGUACCAUAUAAUGCAAAGGAUUAGGAUGAUCCUUCGGUGAAUAGUAUUCUUAUACGUCACAUCAAUAAUUAUACUGUUUUCCAACUAUUGCAAAAAUUAGGUAGCAUGAUAAUUGUAGUGUAAUGAAAAUUAAUUGGGUGUACUUUCAUUUGCAAUAUUAAUGAGGUUUGGUCUAGCAGGUGAAAGAUUAUACUUUUGUACUUGGGAUUAAGCACUUAAAUUUUGAUUUAUCUGGGAAGAGAAACAUUCCAAGGCUCAGCGGGUUUAAAUAUUUGCAGAGACUUAAAAUAUUUGAGCCAUUCGUGAGUUAGUCACUUCUUGUGUGGAUAGUUUGAGAUGCUAAUUUCUAAUGGGGUUACAUGCUUCAUGAGCCCUGUCUUCAUCCUCUAUGUAGCUUUUAAUAUGGAAUAUGUUCGUGCACAUAUUCAUUUUUUCUUUUGGUAGAGAGAAAUUCUGAUUCAUGUUUAAAUGGCAGGGUAGCAGUAAGUUAGUUAACCUCUCACUAUGGCUGGGAAACCUUUUAUCAAAUGUCAUUCAGUUCAACACAUACGUUUCCUUUUAUGAGGGAAGAUAUUAGGUCACAAAGAUUUUUUAAAUCUAGCAAAAGGGAGGCAUCAUUAUUGUAUAUCUGAAAUGUGUGCAGAAAUAAUCACUUUAUGUAAUUAUUCAAAGAAAUGUUUUAAGAUAUAAUGCAGGAUUCUUUUGAUGCAAACACAAUUGCCUUUGGGAAGGUAUCACAUUUUCUUGCCCCCCCCCCCCAAGAGGAUGUUGAAUGACAAACCAGCAGGGAUGUUUGAAAACCGCAGAGAAUUUUUCUUGUUAAAAUAGCUACUGUUCUGCAAUAUUGGAGUUGCAGUUUGACCUGGUUUAUUCAAACUCUUCUGGAGUACAUUUAGUUAUUAGACUUCAAAUCAAAGGCCAACUCUGCUAUUCAUUUGAAAAUGUGUAAAAUGUUAAAACAGACUGUUGAAGCUGCUGUAGAAUGGAGGAAAAAAAAAGCCUUUUUAUUGUUUUGCCAUUAAUGCUGAACCACCUUUGCUAUUCCUGAAUUUAGCAUUAAGUCAUGUGUACAACUUCAGAUAGUGAAGGUCAUCAGGAGUUUUCAGAAGUUCAGGGAUCCAAAGUUCAUCCUCUAAGGUUAAAGUUUGCCUUAAUCCUGUCCCUAACCACCUAGUUUUGAAUUUUUAAGCAUUUCUUUCUGUGGGCAUGCAUCCAGCCAAAGAAGUGUGCUGUUUAAUUGAACCACUUCUUUCUGAUUCUCUAAGUAGGAAGCCAUUUUAAUUGAGAAACAUUUGAUCAAAGUUGGACUGUGCUGAUGUAUUUUUUUUAAUUCAGGUGAUUUGGCAUGCAGUUACAGGAGAUAUAGUGAGCAAAUAUUAGCUUGUGUUGAGGUAGGCAUGUCUUCUAAAAAAUUGAAUUUUAAAAGUCAGGCCAACCAUUGGUGAUUGAAGUGUUGAAUUUAUGUGUUUGUAUUAAUGUUGUUUUGCAACCUCAAGGUUAUAAUGCAUUUUUCAGAAAGUAACAAUAUAUUAGAACAGACAUGAGCCAGAAAAAUGAAAAUCAUAUCAUUAGCAGUGAAUCAGUCGAAUGGGCAGUUUUGGAAUUAAAAGGGUCUUCUAGUUUGGAUUCACCAUGUAAAACUUUUUUGAUGAUCCAGUUUCUUAUGGUGGAAGAUAGGUCUAGGGAGAAAGCAUAUUUGGCUUAAUAAGUUAUGGAUAAACUAAGUCUCUCUCUUUUUAUGCUGUACUCAAAAUGGUUCUUAUAUGCCAGAGAUAUUGAUAUUUUUGCUGAAAUAUAAAGGUUUUAAACAAAGGUUUGAAGGUGAUUGAAGCGCCUGCCAAUGUUCAAUGAAAACAGGAAAAGAAAUACUCUUUAAUAAAGCAACACAGUGCACUAAAGUCUUGAAGUAAGGUGAUUGCCAAACGAUGAACAUUUCUAUUUGUGUAACAUGUACAUGUGUAUAGUAUGAUGUGUCUGGAUAUUGUAGAAUUUGUCAAAUUUAACUUGUUCAUUGAUAAAUCCUGGAAUCGAUCCCAUGUGUUUGGGAUUUCCACUCUCAUCCUAACUGGACUAAGAUUUAAAUAAGAUGCUUCAUUCCAUUAACUGCAUUUAAUACAUUCCCUGGUUAUACAUUUUGUAUUUUACUAUAAAACUUAGUUUUAUGAAUAAAAUAUAAUCGUGAUAAUAUGCUUGUGAAUGUAACAGCUAUCUAAAUUACAGAUUGAUGCAGUGACAGCAAUAUUAAACCCUUCUGUAUACAAAGUUAAAUU